AUGGCGCUCGAAUUCCACAGUUUUGCCGAUGCAAAGCCAUUCAAGUUCCUUGUCGGUAAGGCCGGCAAGCCCUUCUUCGUCCACGCUAAACUUGCGUCUCAUCAAUCGAGUACCCUGGCCACUCUGAUCGAUGGUGCAAUGGUGGAAGCGGAGAGAGAAUUUGCCGUGUUUGACGAUGUGGAAGAGAAGACCUUCAUCCGCUUCAUGGAGUUCGCCUAUACCGGCGACUACUCUGUUGCAGAACCCGUUGUGGUCCCUCACCAGCCAGACAUUGACGUUGAGAAUGGAGAAGACAGCAGAGGAGGUUCUGUCUCUCCGAAGAUGACUGAUGAUCCAGACGCAUACCCACCUGAUGUCCUCGAAGAGGUGCAAGUUGAAGAACCCGACUUCGACUUUCCCCCGCCUCCGCGGAAGAAAGACAAGAAGAAAAGGAUUACGGACCCCUGGGCCUUCAGCGGAGAUGAACCGGCCGCCCCCGAACCACCGAAGAAAUCAAAGGGUGAACAGCUCUGGGAAUCUUUUCAAGACGAAGCCAUCGUAAGAGCUCCGAGUCCCUGGAGGCCGACCACCAACUCGGACGAUUCCGAGGACUACACAUUGGUCUUCCUCUGCCAUGCCAAACUUUACGUGUUUGCAGACAAAUAUAGUGUCGAACCGCUACUGAACCUCGUUCUGCAGAAGCUCCGACUCAAUCUGUCAAGGUUUAUCCUGCAUUCGCGACGGAUUGGAGAUGUUGUCGAACUCUUACAGUAUGCGUACGAGAAUACGGCGGAUUAUCGGGACGGAAUCGACCGAUUGCGCGAUAUGGUGACUGAUUAUGUGGUCUGCCAUCUGGAAAAGAUUGUGGGACAUAGUGACUUUGGUAAACUUCUGAAGGAGAACGGGGAUGUGGCCAAGGAUCUCAUGCCCAAGCUGGUACGACGGCUGGACUAA
Messenger RNA from Cladophialophora yegresii CBS 114405, 933 nucleotides. RefSeq lists its product as uncharacterized. The transcript has 2 exons. The coding region runs from base 1 to 933 and encodes 310 amino acids. The record is from RefSeq and is a predicted model, not a curated record. Gene Ontology annotation, molecular function: protein binding. NCBI's taxonomy places the organism in Eukaryota, Fungi, Ascomycota, Eurotiomycetes, Chaetothyriales, Herpotrichiellaceae.